Molecule: messenger RNA, 631 nt
Organism: Neolamprologus brichardi
Lineage: Eukaryota; Metazoa; Chordata; Actinopteri; Cichliformes; Cichlidae
Source: RefSeq, a predicted model, not a curated record
AUGCGCUCAAUGCUGGGAACAAGCGUGUUGGCCUGGAUGAAAGUGUGCACUACAGCGCAGAGUCGUUACACCUUGGAGGCGGGGCUGCACAGGCAGCACGAGUUUGGCUGGACUUUGGUUCCCUGCUGCUUCAGGCGUGUCCUUGAGGCAGCAAAACGUGCUAACCUGACGGGCCACUUCCUGUUUGUGGGGUCAGACAGCUGGGGUGCAAAAAGCUCACCGGUCACUGAGCUGGAGGAUGUCGCUGAGGGUGCAGUCACCAUCCUGCCAAAGCGGGCUUCGAUUGACGGGUUUGAUCAGUACUUCAUGACUCGCUCCCUGGAGAACAACCGCAGGAACAUCUGGUUUGCUGAGUUCUGGGAAGACGAUUUCAGGUGCAAACUGACCCGGCCUGGAAUCAAACUGGACCCCGAUAAGAAGAAAUGUACAGGUGACGAGAGGAUCGGACGGGACUCGCUCUACGAGCAGGAAGGAAAGGUUCAGUUUGUGAUCGAUGCGGUCUACGCCAUGGCUCACGCUCUGCACAACAUGCACCAGGAUAUGUGUCCCGGCAGCUCCGGAGUCUGCAACAACAUGGACCCUGUGGAGGGACAAGUGCUGCUGAACUACAUCAGAACCGUCAACUUCAAUG